UUUUCAUCUGGGGAGAGCUCAAAAUUGAUUAAAGUGCCAAUGAAAGGUAAAAUUGCCCUGAAUGCCAAAGGUGCAAAGAAAAGUAAAAGACAGCCUUCAAAGCAGAAGGCUCAUCAGCAGAUGAGCUCUUCCAGUGGCAAUCAUGGUCAAGUACCGGAUGAGAGCACUUCCAGUGAAACAUCUGAGGAUGAAGGAAGGUCAGCAGACAAAUGGAAGUAACUGAUGGCCCUGGUUUAACUCACUCAUCUGACCCAACUUCAGAGGAUGUCCGGUUAGAAGCUUCAGCCUACAAGGAGACUAUGCUGCUGUUGGAAGAGCUUAGCGUGGUUCAUACGGGUUCUGCUACUUUGUUGAAAAUGCAAAACAUACUUCUUGAAUAUGAACGGAGAAUAGAACGUCAGAAAAAUCGGUAUAAAGCUCUCUCAAGAGAAGUAAGGAAAUUGGAAGAUGAAAGGGAGGAGUCACAGUUCAGAGCGGAGAAGACUCAAGAUUUGAAAUCCGUGUCGGCUCACCAAGAAGCGGAAUGGAAAAGGGGUAUCCAAAGCCUUAGAUCUUCUUUGAAACAAGAAGAAGAAAAGAGGCUCAGAGUAGAAGUGCUGUGUGAGAAAAGGAGAGAAGACCUCCGAAGGAAAGAAGAUCAAUGUUGUAAAGAGAUGGAGGAGAAACAGAAACUUGAGUUACAGUCUAGGAAUUUAGAAAUGGAGUUAAGAACACUGAGAAAGCUCUUGAAACAGGUUGAAGAGGAACGUGAUGAAACACAGAGACAGCGCUCUCAGGAAAAGAGGGCCAGAGCCCUUCAAGAAGGAAUUUUGAACAACCACCUUGGGAGACAAAAGGAACUAGAAGAAGAGACAAGAAGAUCUAUCGGAAAAAAUUCAGAGGAAUCCCGCACUGAUAGAGAAGAGGAUCUGUUGUACAAGAAUCAGUUACUACAAGAUGAGAUUGCUAUGCUAAGGCUAGAACUCACUCAAGUAAGACUUAGGCACCAGGAGGAACAAGGAAAAUAUUUAAAGGAAAAUGAGACCUUGAAAGAAAAAAAUGAAGCUCUCAAAAAGGAACUUAAACUGCACAAGGAAGCAUUAAGACAAAUGUUUUUUCAGUUCAACGCGGAGCUGGACUUAGUAAAGAGAGAAUCUGCAGUGCUGACUUCCAAACUUGAGCAGACAAACAAAAGCAAAGACAGACUAGAGACAGAAAUUGAGUCAUUGCGUUCCUCCCUGAACGCUGCAGUUCAAGAACUUGAACUUCAUUUGUCAUCAAAAAGCAAUGCUGAACGAAGAUUUCCCAGAGAACGUGAUGAAUGCCUUUGCUUGCAAGUCGAGCUCCAUCGUGACCUCUCUGACGUGCAAGAAACCAACAAGAGCUUGUCUCUGCAGCUGUGUAAAGCUAAAAGCAAAGCUAAUAGGCUGGAAAAUGAGCUUCACCAGUUGAAGCAAAUGCUCGGAGAAAAAGCUUUGCUUUUAGAAAUGACAAAAAAGAAUUAAGUCAAGGCCAGUGUUGGGCAAAGGAAUGUGAUCGUGCUCGACAACUUGAGAAAGAUCCAGUAAGCAAACUUGUAAUAAAACAGGAGUCCCUGCAGGAGCGAUUGGCCCAGCUCCAGAGUGAAAACCUUUUUACUCCAUCAGCAAUGGGAAGAGAUGCAGAACAAGAGGAUCAUGAAAGAAAAAAUAGCGGAUUAUGGGCAGGAGCGUUUUAAAGACAUUUUCAACAAACUUAGAGCUGAUACAGAAAAGCAAGUUUAUCUAAUAGAAGAGCGAAACAAGGAUUUAAAUGCCAAGCGUACUGAUUUAAGGGAACAAGUCUUUAAAUACGAGACUGACGUAGUAGAAAGACAGGGCAUGUUUGGACAACUGCAGCAGGAGCUUGCUGCUGCACUUAAAAAGCAAUCUAUGCCAGAAGCUUCACUUGAAGUUACUACGCGCUACCACAGUGACCUGGAGAGAGACAAGCUGCGCUUGCAAAAGGAGUUGGAAAAAACGGUGAAAACUAAGACGCAGAAGCAGAACAUGCUGGCUCUGACAUCCAAGGACUUGCACAGCACGUGGGAGGAGCACUUGAAGUCAAGAUCCCACCUUGAAGAGCGCGUUGCUCAGCUGGACGAGGAGAAGGCUGAACUGUUGCAACAGAGGGAAAAUGGAAGUACAAAGUCAAAACAGCUGCCAGCUCUCCUCUGGUGUGGCUGAGAAAACACCAAGAGGAGGAAAACCAGCAUGUGGCUAAGUAAAUGGCCACACAGAAGAGGUGGAG
This is a messenger RNA of Falco peregrinus (peregrine falcon), 2247 nucleotides long. RefSeq names its product ankyrin repeat domain-containing protein 26-like. The record is from RefSeq and is a predicted model, not a curated record. The transcript is spliced from 10 exons. NCBI's taxonomy places the organism in Eukaryota, Metazoa, Chordata, Aves, Falconiformes, Falconidae. Bases 1638 to 2183 code for a protein of 181 amino acids.